Molecule: messenger RNA, 1798 nt
Organism: Coccomyxa subellipsoidea C-169
Lineage: Eukaryota; Viridiplantae; Chlorophyta; Trebouxiophyceae; Coccomyxaceae
Exons: 8
Coding region: 159-1217 (352 amino acids)
Biological process (GO): protein folding; positive regulation of ATP-dependent activity
Cellular component (GO): cytosol
Molecular function (GO): protein-folding chaperone binding; ATPase activator activity
Source: RefSeq, a predicted model, not a curated record
AAUCCAGUGGCGCGUCAGGUCAAGAAGUCCAGCUUCGCAUCCGCAUAAGAAGCGUUCAGUAUUCUUUCUUCAUUAAUUCCCAAAUAUGAAUAUCAGGCGGAUCGUGAUCUAGAAACUUCUAGUUGUUUAGCACCACCUUUUCCAGGCAGCACAAGGUUAUGGCGAAAAUCGGCGAAGGAGACGCCCGAUGGAUCGUGUCGGAGCGUCAGGAUGGCGCAAAUGUUAACAACUGGCAUUGGCAAGAAAAAGAUGUGCUUCCCUGGGCUAAAGUGCGCCUGCAAGAACUCCUAGGAGAACAGGUUCUUGCAGACAACAGCGGCCUGCUGCUCAAGACAGGGCCCAAUGUGGAGGUGAGCGGCGAUGCCAUAGUCAACAACAGGAAGAAGAAGCUCAUCCCCUCCUACGAGCUGGAGAUUAAGGGCACCUGGUCAGGGGAGGUGAGGGAUGGCGAGGCGGCUGAGUCAGCGAGCGGAAGCUUCCAUCUGCCUUAUGUGGCGGAUGAAAACGCCGACGAAGACCCAGAGCUCAAGGUGUCCACCAGCACAGACAGCGCAGCCGCGCGCCGCCUCAAAGAAGCAUUUCUGGGCCCUGGCAAGCAGGCUUUCCAUGCGCACAUGCGCUCAUUCGUGAAGGAGCUGCAAGCGGGAGGGCCCUCCUCCAAGGCAGAUGCACAGGACAGCAAGCAGCCCUUAGAAGAUGACGCCGCCGCCAUGAAGAAGAAAGGUGGCCGCCGAGAGAUUGAGGAGAAGAAGGCGGCGGAGGCCGCAAAAAGGCGCGUAGAGGACCGUGCAAGCACGGGCCGGGUCGAGCUGACGGAGAAGUUUUACGCGCGGCCGAGAGACCUGUUCGAGUGCUUCACCAAUCCCGGCCGCGUGCAGGCCUUCACGCAGAGCGCAGCUCAGGUGGAGCCGAGGGUGGGGGGCAAGUUCUGUGUGUUUGGCGGUUCGGUGGAUGCGACCUUCUCUGCACUGGAGUCACCCUCGCGGAUAGCCUUGGACUGGCGCUUCAGAAACUGGCCAGACGGCGCCGUCUCCAAGGUGGAGAUAAAGCUGGAAGAGCCGCAGGAGGGCACCACGGUGCUGCGCCUGGUGCAGACGGGGGUCCCCAAGGAGGACCGAUUUGGCAACGGAGAUGUGAUCGAGUCGACUGCGCAGGGCUGGCGCGCACAGAUCUUCCAUCGCAUCCGCGCAGUGUUUGGCUUCGGGCUUGGCAUGUGAGGAAGAGGAAAGCAAUUGUGAGUGUGCCAAGGAGGUCUCACAAGUAGCCCAUGGACAACAUGUUGAAGCAAGGGUGCUGUGAGGGGUGCUUGCGUGGCGGAGAGCACUCAGAUGCAAUCCCAAACAAGCUAGAAGGGUUCGAGGCCUGACAAAGAAUUGUUAAUGGCAAUGCAUUUUUCUAGGAGCUCACUCGAGUUGCCAAAUAGCACGACAUAUUACUGGUCCCUGGUAACAAGAGUUGCAGGCAGGCGUGGUCGGGAUUCUCAGAGUCCUUAACAGACCGAGACAUGAAAAGUUGAGUUACGCGCUGUCAAGGAGUGGCCAAUUACUGCUUCAAGACUGCCUGUUAUCAGCGGCUGAUAUAUAAUAGACGAAGCAAACAUGGGCCAAUAUGGGAUCUGUUCUGGAGCUGAGGUGUGAAUGGAGGGGAGCGAACUUGUUAAACAAACGAUUUUGAAAGAAAAAUUUACCAAAUAUUGGAUUGCCGGACAUCAGUGAACCAGUCCAUCAGCUAUACACCUUCAAAACUCUGAUUCCCCAGCUUCCAGUGGGAAAAAUAAGGUAUCUUUACAACUUUGAUG